AUGGCGCAGCUCGCGCAGGUCGCUGACGCUAUUGAAUCUCUCCUGAGCGCCUCAGCCAAGCGGCGAAGGACGGAGCCCAGCAGCAGCAGCAGCAGCAACAGCAACAGCAGCAGCAGCAGCAGCGGCAGCAGUUGUAUUCAAACAAACAACAAAUCACAAGAUGCUGAUGCUGCUGCGUAUGUAAACACAGGCUCUUCGCUGUGCAGCAGCACAGCAGCAGACGGCGAGCGCAGCAGCACGCUGCAGCCAGAAGCUCCUCAAGAGCAGCAGCAGCAGCAGCAGCAGCAGCAGCAGCCAGCAGCAGCAGCAGCAGCAGCAGGCAGCAGGCGCAGCAGCAGCAAGACGGAAGAUGCAGGAGUGUCUCAAUCUAAGGGGUCAGAGCUGCAUGCAGCAGCAGAAGAGAGAAAAGAAAAGACAGAAGAAAGAAUAAAGAGACGCAGCAGCAGCAGCAGCAGCAGCAGCAGCAGCUUUGUUGGAGCUGAAAUAAAAAAGAAGACAAAGACAAACAUACUGACGAACAUUCUUCUUCUUGUGAAGAGGUAA
Eimeria mitis is the source of this 543-nucleotide messenger RNA. RefSeq lists its product as uncharacterized. The transcript has a single exon. NCBI's taxonomy places the organism in Eukaryota, Apicomplexa, Conoidasida, Eucoccidiorida, Eimeriidae. The record is from RefSeq and is a predicted model, not a curated record. Bases 1 to 543 code for a protein of 180 amino acids.